AGUACAGUAGUAUAAUUUCAUAUAUAUGUGUGUGUAUAGAUAUUUAUAUAUAUCAAUACAUUUAUAUGAAAAUAAAAAAAACGAUCGAGGCCAAACGUCGAACGGAGGCUGUUUCCGCCCCCUUGUUUUCUCGUAUUACAUUCGCACCAAUUUCAAUUCAUAAUUCGUAAUCAAAUUGAAGGAUUAGAUAGUUGAGUAAUGAAUUUGUUGUGGAUUGCCGCUAAUACGUAAUUUUAAACGUAAUGAUGAGCACAGUGUAAUGCAAUCUUGAACUUUCGUACAUCAUUAGGUUUAUUUGGUUUGAACACUUUUUAUUUUUCUUUACGAAUUGCGCAGUGUUUCGAGUGUGUGCGUGUUUUGUUUUUCUUCGACUUUCUGACAAUUGUCAAAUCACGUCAAUGACUUCACUUCCGCGCACUUUCUCGUCUUUGCGCUACAAAACUUCUAGAAAAACGAUGACGCGAUCGUUUCCUCGUUAAUACUUGACAAAACUCUCUUGUUUUUUUCCUUCUAUUUACAUUGGCCACUGUUUACAACAAUAUUUUGGACCUUACUCAUGGCGCUUCGUAUAAUGUCAGCGAUUGUGCCAGGAACGCAAAAUCCAAGCGAAGCAGAACAAGAGCGGAAUCACAUAGCAGACCGGCAAAAAUUACAAGAGGAUCUUUUGGGAGCUGCAAAACUCUGUCACAUUAGAUAUGGAGGCCGUGCAGAAUUAGCAACUGAAUCAGAUCAAUGUGUCUCUAGACUUUGCUAUGCUUUCGAAGCCAUUUUUCGGCAUGGGCUGCGAUCAAAUAGAUUGGAAAAGCUUAAUUCUGCCUUGAGACACGUAUCAGAUUUAGUUUCGGGUGGCAAUUCAAGAAACGGUAGCACUCUGGACAUAGCAUUUUGGCCGUGUAUCCGAGAACAAUUGACGUGGCACGAACAGGAUCGUUUUAGCGUUUUGAGAAAAGUUAACAGUGAUCUUGGUCGUGGUAGAGCUUGGUUACGAGCUGCGCUGAACGAGCGUUCUCUGGAACGUCAUUUGCAUGCUGUUAUUGACGCCGAUGCUCUAAGCCCAUAUUACGAAGACUGGGCUUUCCUUCGAGAUCAAGAACGAAGUUCUGUUCUACCAAACGUUGCUGCAGGUCUAGGAACGAUUCUCUUUGCAAUCAGAAUAGACAACGAGGAACUUGAUGACAAAUCGGCCAGCAGCGAAAUAGCCAAAUGUCGAGUUUUUCAAUCGGAGCCAAUUAUUCCGACGGUGUUAACAGGAAAUUCGAGUACGAACCGAGAGAGAAGAAAAAAAGUGCCAACCCAUAUUAUAUCAUUCGACAAUGACGAGGAAGACAACGAAGGAGACGAAAGUUACAAUGGUUCAACAACAAUAUCAGCCAGUGCACCACCGACUUGCUUAAAUUCACCGACCUCCUUGACUAUUCCGAAAGAUGCAGCACUUCCAGAAAAUACGUCACCGAGUAGCUCCAACGAACAGCAGAAAAGAGAACCCGACAAUGCUGUGUUGGACAUUAAGACAGUCGAUUGGGAAAGAAGCGAUUCUCUGGAAGACGAAAAGGUAUUAACUCCAGUUACAGACACGGGAAACAUGGGAGGGCUUGUGCCAGUUUCUCCCUUGGAUCAGACACUCGACGACAUGCUCGUUACUCUGCCGAGCUAUAUGGACGAUGGUAGUGAAGUGACCGAGGCAGCGAUCGAAGCAACGGAACCUUUGGUUGGCUUAGACAUCCACGUGGAUGCUCAAAAUCUCGAUAUAAAUGCCCUGCGAACUCGUUUGAUUGCAAUGAGUGAAGUUCUCGAGCAAGCUCGAGACGACGCUGUCACAAGCCGAUCUCAAUUGGCACGCUUUCAACGACAGCAUCAAAAUCAUAUCGAGCGUCACGAGCUUCAGGUUCAAGCUUUGAAUCGUGAGAACGAACUGUUGCGACAGCAAUUACGGAAAUACGUAACAGCUGUUCAAAUGCUCAGAAGAGAUUCUGACUCGACUACCGUUUCUGAAGAAGAUCCAACUUCAUUGAAUUAUCACGACGAGGCACAGCAGUAUCAGGAAAAACUCAUUCAAGUUGCUGAAAUGCACGCGGAACUUAUGGAAUUCAACGCUAGACUCACGAUGCAAUUAACCAAUAGGGAUCGAUUGGUUAAACUUCUUCAAGCAGAAUUGGAAUGUUUACGCGGACCGUUGAACGAGGAUGAUUUGCCAACCGAACCACCGUGUCUCAUACACAUUUGGAUCCCAUCAGCUUUUCUUACUGGUCAAAAUUCCGACGUUCAUCACGUAUACCAGAUCCAUGUGAGAAUUCGCGAUAACGAGUGGAACAUAUAUCGUCGUUACGCUCAAUUCCACGCGCUUCAUCGAGAAUUAAAAAAACACGAUGCAGUCGUUACAACUUUCGAAUUUCCGCCGAAAAAAACUCUUGGAAACAAAGAUGCAAAAUUCGUGGAGGACAGAAGACAAAAAUUGCAGCAAUGGUUGCGACGAGUCGUUGGGAGAUUGGCUCAAUGUUCACCAGCAUUCGCUUCCAGACCUAGUCGACAAACGCUCGUAUCGUUGAUGCCGUUUUUCGGUGACUUGCCCAGCAACGAAGAUUCGAGAAAAAAUAAUACAGCUCGAAACGCGUUCUCGUCUUCACCGCAAUACAUGGGUUUAUAACUAUUAAACUCUUUUCUUUCAUAGUUAAAUUCUGUAUAUACAUAGCCAUAUGUUAUAACAACGGUAUAAAUCAACUUUAAUCGAAUGUGUAUAUAUAAAAUAUGUACGUACAUAGGGAAAAGGUAAUGCGUAAGGCAUGUCGAUAAUUCCAAAAAGGUCAAUAGCGAAUACUAUUGAAAUCAGACGCUAACAUUUAUAAAGUUUUGUCGGUUUUGUAGAUAAAAAUUAUUAAAGUUUGUCUACUAUUGACCUGAAAAUUGUACAAAAGCUUACCACUGUGUUAUGGUAGUAUUCGGCAAAUGUGUUUAUUCCCCGGACGUUUUAACAUUAGCGACGGUAAAAAAUAAGAAAAAAUCGUAUGCAAUGACAAAAGUAUUGAAAGAUUAUGUAGGAAAGUAAAAAACAAGGCAGGAUAGAAAAAUAAAAAUUGUAACGGGAAUGCGUGCAUAAAUUAGCAAACUGCCGUACUCGAAAUGCAUUCCGAAGUCUAAUUGCUACUUAAAGUGACGUAAAAUGUGCAGGAAGAAUGGUGUUUCCUUUGAUCAUAAAUACAUAAGAUUAAUAAUAGCUAAGGUUUCAUUGACCGAACGAGAUGAUAAAAAGAAAUAAAAAAAUUAUAAUUAAUGUUAAAAGCUGGCCUUUUAUACCGACAAAGGAGAUUAUAUUGCCACUAAUACUGUCCACUUGAAUUUUGCCGAAAACAAACACAUUUAUAAACUGCUCAAAUGUUUCGAGAGUCGAGACGUACGAGGGAAGUCACAGGGAUCUGAAAAAUCUAUUUUUCUAAUUACUUUUGCUCCCCGUCCACAACACAACAAAUUAUAAUUAAGGCUUUCGAAUUUUAUGAAUUUUGUCCUCCCCCCUCCCCCAUACUUUAUCGAAAUGAACACUCCUCAAAUCUGCAUUGGAAUACUUGAUAUUAUUGAAGCGUCAUGAGAAUAAAAUCAACAAUAUUUAAGUAAAGUCCAAGUUGACUCUAAACAGUCAAAGUUGUUUUUUUUUUUUUUUUGUCGAAUUACCAAACUGUUAAAAUUAUUUCAAGUCUAUCAAACGAUUGCUGUCAAGACAUUUAUAAAAAAAAAUAAACCACUGUAAACCAAAACUAAUAUCUUUCGUUGAGAAGAAUUUGUAAUGAGUUAGGAAUUUUCUUUGAACUUCGCUAUGAUUGAAAAAAUUAAGCAAUUCAAAAAAAUUAAGCAAAAAAAAAUUAAGCAAAAUUAAUUGAAUGACCAUUUGUUGAGUGAUUUUUGUUUGAAAUUUUUGAAAGUAUUUUUAAAUUAUAAAAAUCUCAUUAUUUACAAGUUCGAUAAUAAAUCGAUGUAUGUAUAUAAAAAUUAGAAGAAUAGAUUGAGCCUGUUGAAAUGCGGCUGGCCGAUCGGGUGGUGCAGGGAUAAUAAUGUGUAGUGAAAAAAAACGACGAAAAACUAUUCGAACAAACUCACCUUGUAACACGGUUAACAGUUCAACAUAAUCAAAUAAGGGGUCAUUUAUACAUUGUGAUUAAAAUAAAAAUGAAUAUGGAAUAAUUAAA
Venturia canescens is the source of this 4175-nucleotide messenger RNA. Its product is annotated as sorting nexin-29. Lineage: Eukaryota; Metazoa; Arthropoda; Insecta; Hymenoptera; Ichneumonidae. Bases 557 to 2644 code for a protein of 695 amino acids. The record is from RefSeq and is a predicted model, not a curated record. The transcript has 11 exons. Gene Ontology annotation, molecular function: phosphatidylinositol binding.